CUCGCCAGUUCUCUCGAAGACACGUUUCCAGCUAUAUAAAACAUUGAAGGUCUCACUCAUGCUCUUGCGUUAACCUUGAUGACAGCCAAGUCAAAAAAGGUCGAAUUGCACAACACUAUCUGAAGCUGCGCUGUCGAACCAUUCAACCACACGAUGACCGACCCAACGUCGACAGACAAAGUCUCUGUCCUAUUCGUCUGCCUAGGCAAUAUCUGCCGAAGCACAAUGGCUGAAGGGGUAUUCCGCUCCCUGACGAAAUCUCAUCCACGCGUCGGCUCCAUCGACUCGGCGGGCACUGGUGCUUAUCAUGUAGACGAUCCUCCUGAUGACCGUACAAUGGACACACUGCGCCGGAACGGGAUAACAGACUAUGACCACGGCGCACGGCAGGUCAAGACACAGGACUUCUUCGAAUAUGACUACAUCUUUGCCAUGGACGGCUACAAUCUGCGGGAUUUACAAAAACUACAGCGCAGAAUCGAGGCAAAGGGACAAGCAGAGAAGAUCAGGGCCAAUGUUAUGAUGUUUGGAGAGUUCCAUGGUGGCAAGAGUAAGAAGAGCAAGGCGGAGGAAGUCAUUGACCCAUACUACGGCGCAGAUAAUGGCUUUGACGUCGUGUAUGAGCAGGUCACAAGGUUUUCGAAUACUUUUCUUGAGCAGGUCCUUGAUAUCAAGGAAUGAUAUGGCAAAGGGUUGCGUUGUUUUCCGACUUUUGGUGAUAGAGAGGGGUUCGAUGGCUUGGGGGCAUUGCCUUUUGAGUUAUUUAAUGGCAGGAAGUGGGUAUUUCAAGGACAGCGAGGCGUUUGGUCGGUCAAUACACGACGCGUGGAAUGAUGGACGGCUGCUGUAUGGCAAUGGGCAGUGGUUAUGGGCGCAGCACAACGAUUCGGCACUGUGACAUAGAGUGUGAUCCAAGAUUGAUGUUGGCGCUCGAGGAGAGGCCGGACCAGCAGCGCAUCUCUUACCCUGGAGAAACC
Molecule: messenger RNA, 977 nt
Organism: Exophiala xenobiotica
Lineage: Eukaryota; Fungi; Ascomycota; Eurotiomycetes; Chaetothyriales; Herpotrichiellaceae
Exons: 2
Coding region: 154-681 (175 amino acids)
Biological process (GO): protein dephosphorylation
Molecular function (GO): protein tyrosine phosphatase activity
Source: RefSeq, a predicted model, not a curated record